AAUCUGGUAGAGAAAGCACCAGAAGCAAAUUUGCCAGCAAUGUUAGUUGCUAAAUUACUAAAUUUUUGUGAGAACUUAUCUGUUAGAAAAUGGUCUGAUAGUGAAAUUGUGGAAGACAUAGAAUUUUUAAAAGCCCAACUUCAAGAAAAUUUCCAAAGCUUGACUGAUAAUAUGGUCCUUGCUGUUGCUGCACAUGAUUUGGGACAAUAUGUGAAAUAUUAUCCUGAUGGAAAGAA
This is a messenger RNA of Racocetra fulgida, 236 nucleotides long. Lineage: Eukaryota; Fungi; Glomeromycota; Glomeromycetes; Diversisporales; Gigasporaceae. The record is from the annotation of a GenBank genome assembly.